This is a messenger RNA of Labeo rohita (rohu), 7111 nucleotides long. RefSeq names its product adenylate cyclase activating polypeptide 1a (pituitary) receptor type I (gene adcyap1r1a). Gene Ontology annotation, molecular function: vasoactive intestinal polypeptide receptor activity; G protein-coupled peptide receptor activity; peptide hormone binding. The record is from RefSeq and is a predicted model, not a curated record. The transcript is spliced from 15 exons. Gene Ontology annotation, cellular component: neuron projection; plasma membrane. Gene Ontology annotation, biological process: cell surface receptor signaling pathway; adenylate cyclase-modulating G protein-coupled receptor signaling pathway. Bases 992 to 2494 code for a protein of 500 amino acids. NCBI's taxonomy places the organism in Eukaryota, Metazoa, Chordata, Actinopteri, Cypriniformes, Cyprinidae.
AGUAUUAGUGAUGAAUAAUGGUAGGAUUGAUCACUAGUUAAUAGAUUAUAAACCACCAUUAGAAACUCACAAAAUAAAUAAAGACAAGAAAAUGCAUUGAAUGCAUAAUACAAUUUGCUGUUUUUUUAUAGUGUUAACUUUUGUUGCAAUGAUGGUAAAUGGUGAUGUUCAGUGCUGGAGAGCAGUAUUAGUGAUAAAUAAUGGUAGGAUUGAUCACUAGUUUAUAGAUUAUAAACCACCAUUAGAAACUCACAAAAUAAACAAAGACAAGAAAAUGCAUUGAAUGCAUAAUACAAUUUGCUGUUUUUUUAUAGUGUUCACUUUUGUUGCAGCGAUGGUAAAUGGUGAUGUUCAGUGCUGGAGAGCAGUAUUAGUGAUGAAUAAUGGUAGGAUUGAUCACUAGUUAAUAGAUUAUAAACCACCAUUAGAAACUCACAAAAUAAAUAAAGACAAGAAAAUGCAUUGAAUGCAUAAUACAAUUUGCUGUUUUUUUAUAGUGUUCACUUUUGUUGCAACGAUGGUAAAUGGUGAUGUUCAGUGCUGGAGAGCAAUGUUAGUGAUGAAUAAUGGUAGGAUUGAUUACUAGUUAAUGGAUUAUAAACCACAAUUAGAAUCUCACAAGUCAGAGAAAGACAAAAAUGCAUUGAAUGCAUAAUGCCAAUUGGUAAAAAAUUCUGAAAUGUUAGCUGUUGGUGAAUGACGGUUGAAUGAUAAUAGCGUGUGAUUGUUUAAUAAUGUGAAUGGUGUUCUGUGAUGCUGGUCUGUCAGUGCAGGUGAUUGUCGGCAGCAGUGAGGGAAUCACCACACACACACGCGCGCGCUCUUCACUCUCACGCUCCUCCAGUGCUCCACAGACCUUCAUUACUCCAGUCUGUCGAUGUGAGACGCGGAUGACAAAGUUGAAAUCGCAGGUGCACAAAGCGAACCGUCCAUUUGCAGACGUGACAACGAAGACGAGGGAUUAUAUCGCGAGUCCUUCUGUGAUGGCUUUAUGAGGUUGUGUGUGAGAUCUCGGGGAACAAUUGUGAGCAGAAUGCAUAGACACAUGACAAGAGAGACCUUCCUCGUCCUCUUCCUCAUCAUUAGCCUGAUGUGGCCCAUACAUUCAGAGAUCUCCAACUGCGUCAUCAAACGUGAGCAGGAGAGAUGCUCGGAACGAAUCGCGUUGCACAACCCCAAAGAUGAUGAAAAGUUUGAGUGUCCGUGGGAGUGGGAUAAUCUGACCUGCUGGAAGGCGGCCAGUGUCGGUGAGGUCGUGGAGGUCAACUGUCCCGAGCUCUUCGAGUUUAAUAGUCCAGAGGAAGGGCUCGGCAAGAUCAGCAGAAACUGUACGGAGUUCGGUUGGUCUGAACCGUAUCCACACUAUGUUGAUGCCUGUAUGAUUGGUGACAACACAACCAAGCCCGACAUGUUCUAUGCGUCUGUGAAGGCUCUCUAUACGGUGGGCUACAGCACGUCUCUGGUGUCUCUGACCACAGCUAUGGUCAUUCUGUGCCGCUUCAGGAAACUUCACUGCACCAGGAACUUCAUCCACAUGAACCUGUUUGUGUCCUUCAUCCUGAGAGCCAUCUCUGUGUUCAUUAAAGAUGGGGUCCUGUACGCAGAGGAGGACAGCGACCACUGCUUCGUUCAUACUGUGGGGUGUAAGGCGGUGAUGGUCUUCUUCCACUACUGUGUGAUGUCAAACUACUUCUGGCUCUUCAUCGAAGGUCUCUAUCUCUUCACGCUCCUGGUGGAAACCUUCUUUCCCGAGAGACGCUACUUCUACUGGUACACCAUCAUCGGCUGGGGAACGCCCACCAUUUGUGUGACCAUAUGGGCCGUUCUGCGCCUUCGUUUCGAUGAUUCUGGUUGCUGGGACAUGAAUGAUAACACUGCCCUCUGGUGGGUGAUCAAGGGACCCGUUGUGGCAUCGAUCAUGAUUAAUUUCGUCCUCUUCAUUGGAAUCAUCAUAAUCCUGGUGCAGAAGCUGCAGUCUCCAGACAUUGGCGGGAACGAGUCCAGCAUCUACCUCAGCUGUGCACAGAAAUGCUUCAGUGAGCCCACACAGGCCGCCCAGCAUUCGUGCAGGAUGUCAGAGCUUUCUACCAUCACGCUGCGUCUGGCGCGCUCCACCCUGCUCCUCAUCCCUCUGUUUGGAAUCCACUACACUGUUUUUGCCUUCUCCCCAGAGGAUUUCAGCAAGCGGGAACGACUGGUCUUUGAGCUGGGCCUGGGCUCCUUCCAGGGGUUUGUGGUGGCCGUGCUGUAUUGCUUUCUGAAUGGAGAGUUUCUCCCUAAAGGUGCAGUCGGAGAUAAAGAGGAAAUGGAGGAGUUGGACGGUGAACAGGUACUUUGCUGUGGACCUGAAGCAGCAGCGUCACCCUUCGCUAGCGAGCAGUGGGGUGAACGGGGGGACGCAGCUGUCCAUCCUCAGCAAGAGCAGCUCACAGAUACGCAUGUCCAGCCCUCUGGCCGAGACGGUCAACCUCAACCUGCCAACCUGAGCGCCUGAUUGGCCCAUCUGUCCAUAAGCCCCGCCCUCCAACUCACCCUCUUCACCUGCAGUAGGGCCGACCAAUCACAAUUAGAGAAGAACUAUUAAUUAUUCAUGAAAUCUCUGGAUAGUAUUUAAAGAUUCCAAACAACGUGUCACCUAUUAGAAACGAUUUGUCCAGGGAAAUAUUUAUAGUGCCAAAACAGUUUUGAGCUUAAAAGUUGCAAUUCAGGUUAGGAAGCUUUUUGACCAUAACGCAACUUUUUGAAGGCUUUCUAAUUAACGAGUAAACAACAAUACAAGCAUAAGAGAAUGUUAUUUUUAAUCGAUAAUAAUGCAGAACAGGGGCUGUGUGAUUCCAACCCCGAUGCCAAAACGAGAUCGCGGCGGAAAUUAGUGGAGUGAAUUUUUAUUUUGCAUUUUGAGCCAUAGAGAAUGUGAACGGUUGGUGGUUAGAAUGUAGUCAGAGAAACAUCAAUCCAUUCAUUUCUGUCAAGCCAACAGCACAUUGCUUUCUAGUUUAAGUGUAAAUCGGAUAUCAGAGAGAGACGGGUUACAUUUCAGUGUUAAUGAUAAAAUAUAAUAACAUAAAGUGCCAAAACAUGACUAUUUAAGUAUCUGCAAGCUACUGUGUUUAUCAGAAGUACACUAUAAAAGAAAAUGUACAGACUUCGUGUUGCUCGUUCAAAUGCUGUGUAUUUGAUUCAAUGUUCUCCACAGAGAGAUUGUAAAACGUAUUUUUUUACAAUCAGCCGUAAGUACAGAGUAUGUCAACAAUAUAAAGACUUAUGAAUGACUCAUGAAUUUAGAUUAUAUGUAAAUGUUGUUAUGGUUUUGUGAUUUAGCUUUUGACCAGUGUUUUCUUAUUGUCAUGCGAAUGGUUUAUAACUACGCAGAGCCAAUAUCAGCAAAUCAAGGAUUGUCAAAAAACAGUUCUGUAAACAAUUACUGGAGCGAGGAGGCGAUUCCACAGUGAUUUAUUCUGAAGUGCCUGAUGGUCACAAAAAUAGCUUUGAUGGAUCUAUUCUAAACAACCAGUGCCAUACAGUAUUGGUUUAAUUAUUAGUCAUUUAGUAUUGUAGUUUAACAAACUCAGUGUUGCUUUUACAGUCUACAUAGUAGGAAUAUAUUCACACUUUUAGAGUGCAUAUAGACAUUUUUAGAGCUUUGAGAUGCGUAAAUCAAUGCCAUUAAGUUACUAUCAGGUGCGUUAUAAAUGCUUUAGGGCUGACAUGUUCAACUGUGAGAGGAAAGAGACAUUUGAGUGAGAUGUGAAGGUGUUAAAAGGGAAAAUUCACCCAAAAAUGUUGAUUCUGUCUUAAUGUACUCACCUUCAUGUCAUACCAAACCUGAUUUUUUUAAAAUGUUUGCACUCUUAGAAUGAAAAAGUACAGUAUGUUAAGCUCCAAAAUGACAAAAAGCAUGAUUUUAGUAUCAUUUGAACAACUUUCAUGCUGCUUUUUUUUGUUCUUGUUUAAAGCUUGACAGCCUGUGAUCACUUACAGUUGAAGUCAAAAGUUUACAUACUCCUUGCAGAAUGUUUUUUUGCAGAACUCCUCUGCAAAUAUUUAUUAUUUUACCAAAAUAAGAGGGAUUGUACAAAAAUGCAUGUUAUUUUUUAUUUAAUACUGACUUGAAUAAGAAAUUUUCCAUAAAAGAGGUUUACAUAUAGUCCACAAGAGAAAAUAAUAGUUGAAUUUAUAAAAAUGACCCUGUUCAAAAUUUGACAUAUGCUUAAUUCUUAAUACUGUGUUGUUAUCUUGUUGUUGUUGGUUUUGUUUUUUGUUUUGUUUUGUUUUGUUUUGUUUUGUGAUAGUUGUUAAUGAGGCCCUUGUUUGCCCUGAACAGUUAAACUGCUUGCUGUUCUUCAGGAAAAUCCUUCAGGUCCCACAAAUUCCGUUUUUUUUUUUUAAAGAAUUUUUGUUUAUUUGAAUUUUUGUUUAUUUCCAAGAAUGACUGUAUGAUUUUGAGAUCCAUCUUUUCACACUGAGGACAACUGAGGGAAAAACAAUGUAUUAAGGGUUGGGGGGUGAACACUUUUGAACAGAAUAAGGAUGUGUACAUGUUUCUUAUUUUGCCUAAAUCUCUUUUUUUUUCAUUCAGUACUGAAUGUACAGAAGAUACAGAAAGAUACAGAAAGUACAGAAGAUACAUACAUGUUUCCCAGAAGACAAAAUAAGUUACAUUUACCCUGAUCUUCAAAUUCAAAAAGUUUUCACCCCCUGGCUUUUAAUGCAUUGUGUUUUCUUCUGAAGCAUCAGUAAGCGUUUGAACCUUCUGUAAUAGUUGCAUACGAGUCCCUCAGUUGUCCAAGGGCAAACAAGGGACUCUUGAACAACUAUCACUAAAAACAAAAAUAUUUCAGGCAACAACACAGUAUUAAGAAUCAAGCGUAUGCAAACUUUUGAACAGUGUAAUUUUUAUAAACUCAAUUAUUUUCUCUUGUUGACUAUAUGCAAACAUUUUUUUUUUAUGCGAAAUGUCUUAUCCAGGUCACUACUACAUACGAAAUAACAUGCAUUUUGUAUGAUCCCUCUUAUUUUGGUUAAAUAGUUAACAUUUUGCAGAUUUUGCAAGGUGUAUGUAAACUUUGCAACUAAAGUUACAAAAUUAAAUGGCAUAAAGAUAAGUAAAUGAUGACAGAUUUUAAUUCAUUUUGGAGUGAAAACUUUUAAUACUUGAAAGCCAGUUAACCCCCAACCCUUUACAAGUACAAUAUCUGAUGUCAAUCUAUGAAUCCAACCAAAUUUACUGCACCACCGACUGACAAUCAUAAUUAGUUCUUAUUAGUUUUUUACAUGUUUGAUCGUGAAAACAACGUGCAUCAGUGUACAAAGUGGCAACAGUCUGUGCUAAAGGUGUUGUUUAUUUCCAGUACAGUAUUAUUCUCUGCCGUGAGUGUAAAUUCUCCAUAUACGUUAAAGACGCACAUGUGCCAGUAAAUGAUGGAUGUACCAGCACUCUCUCUUUAGUCAGCACUUGCGGUCAUAAAGUACCAACGAUGUAUGUAAAACUUCUGUGCCAAUUUUGAAAUGCAAUAUGCUUUUGUUGCAGCUCAUAGUUGUCGGUGUAUUAUAUGGAAGCAGAGUCGAGGUGAUUAUUGAAAUGUACAGUAAAGUGAUGGUCGUGUAGAUCGCACAAAUAAUGUGGAAAAUGUAUACGUUUCCCCCUUGGUUAUUUUGAAUUUGAAGUGUGUAAUUUGUGUGCUACCAUCUUCAGCAAACGAAAAUGCAAAAAUAAUGACAGUAGGUUUCGAACGUCCCUCACCUUUCAUUGGCCGGAUUAAACAUAGCCCCGCCCCCUCACGCAAUUAGUUAUAACAGAUUGGCUUUCUUUAAAAAAAAUAUUUCUGAUGUAAAAUACGUUUUGAGGUUAAUAUGCAGAGACCAUUGUAAAGUAAUUUGUAGCAGUCUAGACACUGUGGCUCUUUGGUGCUAUAAAAACUUGUUUGGUUUGAGCAUCACAAACUGCAAUGGCGUGAGUUUGGGGCGGGACUGUUUUUUUUUAAUUAUUAUUUUGUGGCCAAUGGCGGACGAGGGUAGUCAUUGUUUUGCAAAUCCGCUCUUUGGAGCAGGAAUUAAACACUUUGGCUAUCCACGUUUUUCUUCCCGUAAUAGUGGGCGUGGUCAUUUGUAAAUUUAUGGGUCCGGCUUCCGGUCUCAUCCGUGUCAAGCUAUUUUUAGCUGUACAAAACGGCUGCUUUUGCUGCUUGAUAUUGCAAAUUGGUGUGUUUUACCAUAUUAUUUUAACGUAUUGUUUUAAUUAUGAGUACACUUGUUUGUAGUGUAAAGUUUUUUGGUUUACUGCACACUGUUGUUCUUCUCGUUAUUUCUCUAUAGCAGAAAUCUCGACCAUAGGCUUACUUCUGCGUUAAAGAAAAAGGUGGAUAAAUAUGGCAUAAAUUCUCACCAGUGAUGACAAAAAUCUAUAUUUGUUUGAGCUUUCUCAAUUUUCGUAUAGUUUUUAUUUUUCAACCUGUAAAUAGUAAUGAUCUUGAACAGGCUCUCAGUGAUAGUGAACUUGUCUGUAGAAAUAAAUUGUGAAAUCCUAACGGAGAGCGUCAGAUGUUGCUUGGAUUACGUGACCUUACAGCUUCAUAUGUGUUUGGAUAUAUGAGGGGCCGAACUCCCUCUGUGGCUCUUUCUAGAUAUAACUGCAUGAAAAAAAGACAAAAAAAGAGACAGAUUUUUUGCUGCUUUCUAUGUUCUUGACACCAGCCGUCAUUCUGAGCGUGAGCUCAGAAGGUAACGACCAUGUCUCAAAGCUGUUACAGAGGUGUUUUCUUGUGCUUGUAAUACAUCUGCCUGCCAGUAGGUGACGCUUUUUAUUUGAUUGUAUAUUUGAGCGCUGUAUAUUUGAGGAAGGAGGAGAUCAGUGGGAGAUUUUAUGUGUCUCUCGUGUAGGUCUGACAUGUUUCAUUGUGUCUUUGAGAUGUCUUCAUAUUGUGGACUAACUCAUUUCAAUCUGAAUGUAACACCCGGACAACAACUGUAUCGUACAUUCAGCUGCUCUGUAAAGCUGCCUGCUGUUUCUUCUGCUUUGAUGUAGAGAUGAUGUCCAUGUUUGACCUGUGAACAUUUUUGUACGUGUCUGAGUUCCAUUCUUGACAAACAACUCUUGAAUUUCUGGACUUUA